Arabidopsis thaliana (thale cress) is the source of this 3560-nucleotide messenger RNA. It is a transcript of the gene DML3, whose product is annotated as demeter-like protein 3. The record is from RefSeq and is marked reviewed. Gene Ontology annotation, molecular function: catalytic activity, acting on DNA; hydrolase activity; DNA demethylase activity. NCBI's taxonomy places the organism in Eukaryota, Viridiplantae, Streptophyta, Magnoliopsida, Brassicales, Brassicaceae. The transcript is spliced from 18 exons. The coding region runs from base 431 to 3388 and encodes 985 amino acids. Gene Ontology annotation, biological process: chromosomal 5-methylcytosine DNA demethylation pathway; DNA repair; base-excision repair. Gene Ontology annotation, cellular component: nucleus.
UUUUUAUUUAACGAGUUUGAUAAGCAUUUUCAAAACCUGUCCUUCAUCUGCCGAUGCAGAUGUGGUUAUGUUCAUCUUUGAUUUUAUUGAUUGAGGAUUUUUUCAGAAUUUCGAUUCAUACUUGUCUGUAAUAUAUCAUCCAUGUUGUUUUGUAAUCAGUUAAUUCACUUAUUUUAUUUUUAACUUUUAUUGUAACAGAUAAUUCACAAACCACCCAUAAAAAAAAGGAGAAGAAGAAUUCAAAAGAAAAGCAUGGAAUAAAGCAUUCUGAAUCAGAACAUCUUCAAGGUAAAUACUUUUGAAUUCAUUCAUUAAAAAAACAGUUUAUUUGUAAGUUCAUUACAGUUUAUAUAUAUUUAAAUUGUUUAUGAUAAUGUAUUUUUGCACAAUCGACUAAUCAUUACCCACUCAUUCAUUUAUAUUUUAUUUUAUGGUGAAAGAUGAUAUUUCGCAACGUGUUACCGGAAAAGGAAGGAGAAGGAAUUCAAAAGGGACACCAAAAAAACUGAGGUUUAAUAGGCCUCGGAUCUUGGAAGACGGAAAGAAACCAAGAAAUCCCGCCACCACUCGACUGAGAACUAUAUCCAACAAGAGGAGGAAAAAGGACAUAGACAGUGAAGAUGAAGUUAUACCAGAGCUUGCAACUCCAACAAAGGAAAGCUUUCCAAAGAGAAGAAAGAACGAGAAGAUUAAGAGAUCCGUGGCUCGGACUUUAAAUUUUAAGCAAGAAAUUGUUCUGAGUUGUCUUGAGUUCGACAAGAUUUGUGGACCAAUUUUUCCAAGAGGGAAAAAGAGGACCACCACACGACGCAGAUAUGAUUUCCUUUGUUUUUUACUUCCGAUGCCUGUUUGGAAAAAACAAUCAAGAAGGUCUAAGCGUAGGAAAAAUAUGGUCAGAUGGGCUAGAAUUGCUUCUUCUUCAAAACUGCUAGAAGAAACUUUGCCUUUAAUAGUAAGUCAUCCGACUAUUAAUGGACAAGCAGAUGCUUCUUUACACAUUGAUGACACACUCGUGAGACAUGUAGUCUCAAAGCAAACCAAGAAAAGUGCUAACAAUGUCAUUGAGCAUUUAAAUCGACAAAUAACUUAUCAGAAAGAUCACGGUCUCUCAUCUCUGGCAGAUGUUCCUUUGCACAUUGAAGAUACACUAAUAAAAUCGGCUAGUUCUGUACUUUCAGAACGACCCAUCAAGAAAACUAAGGAUAUUGCUAAGUUAAUCAAAGAUAUGGGAAGAUUAAAGAUCAAUAAAAAGGUAACAACGAUGAUCAAAGCUGACAAGAAACUCGUUACGGCAAAGGUUAAUCUUGAUCCAGAGACCAUUAAAGAGUGGGAUGUCUUAAUGGUGAAUGAUUCACCAAGCCGAUCAUAUGACGAUAAGGAGACGGAGGCCAAAUGGAAAAAAGAAAGAGAGAUUUUUCAAACCCGGAUAGAUCUUUUCAUUAACCGGAUGCAUCGCUUACAAGGCAAUAGAAAGUUUAAACAGUGGAAAGGCUCAGUUGUUGACUCAGUGGUUGGAGUUUUUUUGACACAAAAUACUACCGACUAUCUUUCAAGCAACGCGUUUAUGAGCGUGGCUGCAAAAUUUCCUGUUGAUGCAAGAGAAGGUCUAUCAUACUAUAUUGAGGAACCUCAAGAUGCUAAAAGUUCUGAAUGUAUCAUUUUAUCUGAUGAGUCAAUAUCAAAGGUGGAAGAUCAUGAGAAUACUGCAAAAAGGAAAAACGAGAAAACCGGUAUUAUAGAAGAUGAGAUAGUUGACUGGAACAAUCUUAGAAGGAUGUACACGAAAGAAGGAUCUCGUCCCGAAAUGCAUAUGGACUCUGUUAAUUGGAGUGACGUGAGAUUAUCUGGCCAAAAUGUUUUGGAAACCACCAUUAAAAAACGUGGACAAUUCAGGAUUCUUUCAGAAAGAAUAUUGAAAUUUCUUAACGAUGAAGUUAACCAAAAUGGAAAUAUUGAUCUGGAAUGGCUUCGAAAUGCUCCAUCACAUUUAGUGAAGAGAUAUCUGUUGGAAAUCGAAGGGAUAGGGCUGAAAAGUGCUGAGUGCGUACGACUGUUAGGACUUAAACAUCAUGCGUUUCCGGUUGACACAAAUGUUGGUCGUAUAGCAGUUCGACUAGGUCUGGUUCCUCUUGAACCUUUACCAAAUGGAGUUCAAAUGCAUCAACUAUUCGAGUACCCUUCAAUGGAUUCGAUUCAAAAGUACCUUUGGCCACGAUUGUGUAAACUUCCCCAAGAAACUUUAUAUGAACUACAUUAUCAAAUGAUAACAUUUGGAAAGGUUUUCUGCACAAAAACUAUUCCUAAUUGUAAUGCAUGUCCAAUGAAGUCAGAAUGCAAAUAUUUUGCAAGUGCAUAUGUCAGUUCUAAAGUUCUUCUCGAGAGUCCAGAAGAAAAGAUGCAUGAGCCUAAUACUUUUAUGAAUGCACAUUCUCAAGACGUUGCUGUAGAUAUGACAUCAAAUAUAAAUUUGGUAGAAGAAUGUGUUUCUUCUGGAUGUAGCGAUCAAGCUAUAUGUUAUAAGCCACUAGUUGAGUUUCCUUCGUCCCCAAGAGCGGAAAUUCCCGAGUCAACAGACAUUGAAGAUGUUCCAUUCAUGAAUCUUUAUCAGUCAUAUGCUAGUGUUCCUAAAAUUGAUUUUGACUUGGAUGCAUUGAAGAAAAGUGUAGAAGAUGCACUUGUAAUAAGUGGCAGGAUGAGCAGUUCUGAUGAAGAAAUAUCAAAAGCAUUAGUGAUUCCCACUCCUGAAAAUGCAUGCAUUCCUAUCAAACCACCUCGGAAAAUGAAGUAUUAUAAUCGACUAAGAACUGAACAUGUGGUUUAUGUGCUUCCUGAUAAUCAUGAGCUGCUACACGAUUUUGAGAGAAGAAAACUUGAUGAUCCAAGUCCUUACCUUCUUGCGAUUUGGCAACCAGGUGAAACAUCAUCCUCGUUCGUUCCACCAAAGAAAAAGUGUAGUUCUGAUGGAUCAAAGCUUUGCAAGAUAAAGAAUUGUUCAUAUUGUUGGACUAUACGAGAACAAAACUCCAACAUUUUUCGCGGAACAAUUUUGAUUCCAUGUAGAACAGCAAUGCGAGGGGCCUUUCCACUUAAUGGAACAUACUUCCAAACCAAUGAGGUUUUUGCUGAUCAUGAGACAAGCUUAAACCCCAUUGUCUUUCGUAGGGAGUUGUGUAAGGGACUAGAAAAACGUGCACUAUAUUGUGGUUCAACAGUGACAUCUAUUUUUAAACUUUUAGACACAAGACGGAUUGAACUUUGCUUUUGGACAGGGUUUUUAUGUUUGAGAGCAUUUGAUCGAAAGCAACGAGAUCCAAAAGAGCUUGUCCGACGUCUACACACUCCACCUGAUGAGAGAGGGCCAAAGUUUAUGAGUGAUGAUGAUAUAUAGUUUCAUUUUAUUCUUUUUGGUCUAGUUAGCAAAUUAUUUAAACGAACGAAUCUUUUCUUAUAAUAACAAGCGAUUCAACGAUUGAGUAAAUGCACGUACGUAUUGUUUCUUGAUUUAAAUGCAUGUACAUUAUAAUUAUUUCACAAGUGGUUUUCAUAUAGUAGUUGUGGAU